Messenger RNA from Condylostylus longicornis, 528 nucleotides. RefSeq lists its product as uncharacterized. NCBI's taxonomy places the organism in Eukaryota, Metazoa, Arthropoda, Insecta, Diptera, Dolichopodidae. The transcript has a single exon. The coding region runs from base 1 to 528 and encodes 175 amino acids. Gene Ontology annotation, cellular component: centrosome; centriole. The record is from RefSeq and is a predicted model, not a curated record. Gene Ontology annotation, biological process: centriole replication; mitotic cell cycle. Gene Ontology annotation, molecular function: calcium ion binding.
AUGCUGGCAACUGGAUUCCAACAAAGAGGCCGCGCAACUCGGAGUAAAAGACCAGAGUUGUCAGCGGAGCAAAUUGAAGAAUUACGCGAGGUGUUUGUAUUGUUUGAUAUUAAUAAAAAAAAUAGCAUAGAUGCACGAGAAUUCAAGGCGGCUUUGCGCGCACUAGGUUUCGAUGUUAAAAGGGAACACAUCAUCAGUAUAAUGUCAGAGGCCGGGAAGGAAUUCAAUGAGACGAUCACUUUUGAAGAAUUCUGUCAAAUGAUGGUUGGGCGAAUGCCAGACAAAACAUCCAAAGAAGAAAUUCUAAAAUUAUUUCGUCUGUUCGAUGAAGAUGGCAACGGGAAAAUAAGUUUCCGUAACUUAAAGAAAAUCUCUUCAGAAGUGGGAGAAAAUUUAACAGACGAUGAGUUGCAAGAAAUGAUAGAUGAAGCAGAUCGUGAUGGAGAUGGAGUGGUUGAUUUUGAAGAAUUUUUUCGCAUUAUGAGAUACAGACACGACCCUCUAGAAGAUUCAGAAGAUGACGAAUAA